UUAUUUACAUCAUUAUCCACCAACCCCAUCUUCUUCUUAUUCUUCAUCUUCUACUGAGAUUUCUCUUACAAAAAAAAAAAACUCAUCCUUGAAUGAACGGUGGUGCAUGGAUGUGGAACCCUAACAAAAUUGAAGAAUUGGAGGAUGAUGAUGAUUCUUGGGAAGUCAAAGCCUUUGAGCAAGACACUAAAGGCAACAUCUCUGGUACCACUUGGCCUCCAAGAUCUUACACUUGCAAUUUCUGCCGCCGUGAGUUCCGUUCUGCUCAGGCCUUAGGCGGCCACAUGAAUGUCCACCGCCGUGACCGUGCCUCAUCUAGGGCUCAUCAAGGUUCCACCGUUGCGGCUGCAGCUAGAAGCGGCCACGGCGGGACGUUACUCAAUUCUUGUGCUCCACCGUUGCCUACAACAACACUUAUAAUCCAAUCCACAACGAGUAACAUUGAAGGUUUGUCCCAUUUCUACCAAUUGCAAAACCCUAGUGGCAUUUUUGGUAAUUCCGGUGAUAUGGUGAAUCUUUAUGGCACGACUUCGUUUCCUUCAACCAACCUUCCGUUUUCGAUGUUGAAUUCUCCGGUAGAAGAUCCUCCUCGGCUUAUAGAAUAUUCGACAGGAGAUGAUGAGAGCAUUGGCUCGAUGAAAGAGACGACAGGAACAUCAGUGGAUGAGCUUGAUCUUGAACUUCGACUAGGGCACAAUCCACCAUGACAUUUCCUUUUCAUGACCCACUCGAAGCUUUCACAUUAAUAUCCAUUUCAUACACAGGUUCUUUAAAUCUUAAUUUACAUGUUGUUGUUAAAUUCUGAAUUCAAUUUGGCUUGAAUUAUGUAUCACAAUUAAAUUCAUUCGAUUUCA
Molecule: messenger RNA, 854 nt
Organism: Arabidopsis arenosa
Lineage: Eukaryota; Viridiplantae; Streptophyta; Magnoliopsida; Brassicales; Brassicaceae
Source: the annotation of a GenBank genome assembly